This is a messenger RNA of Dicrocoelium dendriticum, 2653 nucleotides long. NCBI's taxonomy places the organism in Eukaryota, Metazoa, Platyhelminthes, Trematoda, Plagiorchiida, Dicrocoeliidae. The record is from the annotation of a GenBank genome assembly.
CUCUCCGCUCCUUUUGUGUGGCACGUUCACGCAUUGUAGUGGAUUUAUUCAUUGUGUGCGCCUGACAGACACGUGGUCGCGUUUGCUGCUUGGGGAACUUCAGUUUUAGCCCCAUCACCUCACUAGUGAGCAAAUUUUGAUGUGAACCACUUGCAACGACUCAAACUGGCAGAUAGGCUGAUCCGGUAACAGGAAUUUAUCAUUGACACGCUGCGAACAAAGCUUAAUGAGUUACGCUCACAUUUCGUGCAUUAUGUGUGUAAUAAUGAAAUUUCUAUGCGAAAACAGGAAUGCGCUGUUUUGCAAUGUGGAACAACCGGUCACCUGUUCCCUUUCCAUGCUUGACUGGGUUUAUUGGCACUUCGAAUCAACUUCAGUCAAUGUCAACGUUUUAUGUAGAUAGUCGUAGGGCUUGGUGCACAGUAGCAGGUGGCUUCGUUGCUAAUUUUCUUUUGGGAGGCCUGGCCAAAUCUUACGGGCUCAUUAUGGAAGCAUUCCAAGAUGUGUUUCACUCAGGAUCCGCUCUUUUUCUCCUCGCCGGUGGUCUCAUCUACACUCUCAUGUAUUGUCUCUCGAUAUGGCAGCCGCCCUGUUGUCGUGGUUGGCGCUUUGGGCUCGUGCGUUAGUCUUUUGAUCGCCGCCUUCGCACCGUCCAUCGCAGUGUGGGUCGUGGCCGUUGGAGUCGGAGUCGGAGCAUCUCUUUCGUGCAUCUAUUUCACCGUGUUCGCCGUGGUUGGUCGUUGUUUUCGUCGUUAUUUGGGUCUAGCUAAUGGGAUCAGCGUUGCAGGAGUGAGUGUUGGUCAAAUGGCCUUCCCUUCUCUAAUUACGUACCUCAACCAAGUGUACGGUACUCGCGGUGGCACUGUGGUGAUGAGUGCUAUUUGCCUGCAUCUCCUAAUCACCGCGGCCUUGAUGCCCAGGUACAUCGUUGAUCCAGAAAAUCCGGGGCCACCACCUUUUUCCAACUCGACCACAGAGAUUAAGCCCAAACGGAGGUCGAAAUUCGAACCGACGUUAGACGAUUUACGCUCGGUCACCGGCUCUGUCGCUUCAUUGGUAAACGGAAUUGGGGCGAAACCGAAGAGUUCAAGUUUUUCUCAUCUUUACACCGAGUUGGUCGAUACAGAGAAACGGCCUGAUCCAAUGGGCGAUGCCCCCGACGACAAUCUUUCGGCUAAAGAAAUGCCAUUUACUUCGAAAUCGGGCUCUGUUCUUUCGCAAAACAGAAAAAAUGAGAAGCGACUCUUACGAGCACUGCUUGCUGUCUACAUUGUGGGUAAAAUUUUCGGAGACAUCGGAGAUGUUAGCGUUUCCUUUGUGGCGCCUUCACAUGGAAUUCAGCUGGGGCUGAGUCCUGUUACGGUAAGUCGUGCUAUUGCCUUCUCAGGUGCAGUCGAUCUAGUCGCUCGCUUGGGAGUGGGCUGGCUAACUGACCGGCCGUGCUGCAUGGGACGCCGAGGUAUUCUGCUGGCUUUUGUUUGGAUUUUCACUGGAAUCAAUGCGCUAGCUUUCUCCGCCCUGCGUGGGUUGGAAACGGACGACCGCUUGAAGCCACUGCCAGUUGGACUCUUGAUUGGUUAUUUUGCUUGCUUCGGUAUCCACGGCGUGUGCAGUGGCACGGCAAUGACGCAGAUGGUCAUCGUGUUGUGCGACUGGGUUGGCUCCGCUCGUCUGGCUCACUCUCUGGCAUUGACCAUGUUCGUUUUGGGCGUGCUCAUCUCUCCGGGUCAAUUCGCAGUCGGUUACCUCGCUGAUGUGACGGGUAGCUACGUGUGGCCGCUGCGAUCUUGUUUCCUCAUACUUGGAGUCGCUGGGGCGUGCCUCUUGCUGGAGUUUCCCGUUAGAUGGUCGUAUUCCCGCAGCCUCACUCGGAACACCACUAUUGAAGCAACUGCUGUUAUCGGCGAUCUUGCUGAGACAGUCCCCUGUACUCCAUUAGAACCCCUUUCUCCUCUCCGCUGAUCAACUCCGAAAUCCGAACGGCUCAAUAUACAACUCCUAACUACCAUAUCACGUUGGGCAUAUGGUUAAUCAGGGUUGAACUUUUUGCACACCCACUCGGAUCUUAUAAGUGCACCAGUAUCCGGUGACUGUUGUCGCCAACUUGUCCACAAAUGCACCACACACCGAACGGAUACUGCCUUUACUGCUUACCUCUCUGUCAAAUGGUCUUAAGGAAGUGAUGUUACCCUGUCGUUCGAAGAUCUGUUCAUAGCACUUCGCUUCCAGCUGUAAUGUUCGGCGUCAGGACUCACUUUUGUUGUACAAACGCUUAUUUCUGUAAACCUUGUUUGUUCCCUUCUCUUCUCAUGAAAACUAGCUUUAUCUCGGUGUAUUUAAAAUAAUUUAUUGCGAACUUCAUGUUGGUUUGACCCGUCCUUUUUAUACAACUACAGCAUGUUUCUCCCGCUUUUCUUUCCUUUUUCCGUCAAAUUAUAGUAUUGGCUUUGAUCGGUUAUUUGAUUGUCUUCGCCAAUGGUAAGCAACAAAUACCUGGGUUUCUACGGGAACGAUUUAGAUUAAAUGACUACUUUUGCCUGCAUUUAGCUCUUUUUUCUGAAUCCAACUCUGAAAUGCACUUGCUAUUCAUAUCGCUGUUAUGCCGUUGUCCAGGCUCUAAUUCACUGAUCUGUCGCGUAAGAUAAACUCUUCU